GACAGGCUUAAAUGGUGUAAGAAUGCACCAACAUCCUUUCAAUUAAUCUGAGCAAUAAAGCAUUUUUAUAGUUUGCUGGUAUUUUAGAUUAGCAAGUAACUAUAAAGUGACAUAGUAAAAUCUGCAGCAAAUAAAUAUUGCUUGAUAAAAAAUGAGACUUUUCAUGUUGUUUGUCGUCGUUGUGAUAGUGCAUGAUGCAUCGUGCUGGAUUUUUUGGCGACGUAGAAGACGACGACCUCGACGACGUUAUUGUCUUACACCUGGUUCUUGGUCGAGGUGGAGUUCUUGUACUCAUCAAUGUGGAAAUGCAGGAGUGCAGACACGAAUUAGAAAAUUAACUUACUCAAAAUGGAUAUACGGAAGCUGUCCACGUUAUAAUUUACGGCAAACAAGGCCAUGCAACAGAAAUAAUUGUUACAAUGGAGGAAGACCAACCUAUCGACAUUGUAGUUGUUCAAGUUGUUACACAGGAACGUGCUGUGAAAAACCACGUCGAAGAAAUUGUGUAGUCAGUCAAUGGUCCAGCUGGAGUUCUUGUAGUCAUCAAUGUGGUUAUGCAGGUUUACAGACACGAACAAGAAGAAAGAUUGUGAAAGAAAUUUGUGGCGGACGAUGUCCAUACAGAUUACACCAAAGAAGAGCAUGCAACAGAAAUAAAUGUCGCAAUGGAGGAAAACCAACCUAUGGUAGAUGUAUCUGUUCAAGCUGUUCGUCAGGAACAUGUUGCAACAUCAAAGCACCUCCAAGAAAUUGUGUAGUCAGUCCAUGGUCCAGCUGGAGUUCUUGUAGUCAUCAAUGUGGUUAUGCUGGUGUACAGACUCGAACAAGAAGAAAGAUUACAUCAGAAAGUUGUGGCGGACAUUGUUAUGAUUUACUCCAAAGAAGAGCAUGCAACAGAAAUAAGUGUCGCAAUGGAGGAAAACCAACCUAUGGUAGAUGCAUCUGUUCAAGCUGUUGGACAGGAACAUGUUGCAACAUAGCACGUCGAAGAAAUUGUCUUGUCAGCAGUUGGUCCAGUUGGAGUUCUUGUAAUCAUCAAUGUGGAAGUGCAGGUGUACAGAUACGAACAAGAUACAAGACUAGAACAGAAAGUUGUGGUGGAAGUUGUUCAUAUAGUUUUAAACAAUCGAAAGCAUGCAACAGAAAUAAAUGUUUGAAUGGAGGAAGAUCAACCUAUGGUAGAUGUAUCUGUUCAAGUUGUUGGACAGGAACAUGUUGCAACAUAGCACGUCGAAGAAAUUGUGUCCCAGGUCAAUGGUCUAGUUGGAGUUCUUGUAAUCAUCAAUGUGGAAAUGCAGGUGUACGGACACGAACAAGAGGAAAGAUUACAAUAGAAAGUUGUGGUGGAAGUUGUUCAUAUAGUUUUAGCCAAAUAAAAGUAUGCAACAGAAAUAAAUGUCAAAAUGGAGCAACACCAUCCUAUGGUAAAUGUAUUUGUAGAAGUGGUUGGAAAGGGACAUGCUGCGACAUUAAAGCUGGAGUUUGUGAUCACGGUCCUUGCAAAAAUGGGGGCUCAUGUCUUGUUGAUGGCAGUUCAUACAAAUGUAUUUGUCUUCCAGACUUCAUUGGUGUUCACUGUGAGAAGGUCGUUCCAAAUCCUUGCAAGCCAAAUCCAUGUAAAAACGGUGGACAAUGCAACGUAUUGGGUAAUAUUUACACCUGUAAAUGCAAGCCUACGUUUGGUGGUAACAACUGCGAACAUUCUCAAACUAUAUGUUCUGCUUCUGGUGAUCCUCAUUACACCUCAUUUGAUGGCAAAAGAUUUGAUUUUAUGGGAGAUUGCGAAUACGAGUUUGCAAAAGACUGCAGCAAAAAUAAACUUUUUACUGUCCAUACUAAAAAUGUUGCUUGUGGAUGGCGUGUUACUUGUACAGCGGCCGUUGAUAUCAUUAUAGCUGGAUACUUCAUUCAGCUGACACGUGAGCGUGGUACAGCAGCCGUAAAUGGAGUUAAGCAGACAAAAUUCCCAAUAAGCAGUCCCGGAUUCACAAUCACGAAUCCCAGUAGGAGCUGGCUGGUUUUAACCACAGACAUCGGAAUGUCAGUGAAUUGGAACUUUUGGUCAGAAGUAAAGGUGACAAUUUCUGGAAAAUACAAGGGAAUGAUUUGCAACACAUCUCUAUGUGGCAACAACAAUGGUCGUCAAGACGACGACCAUCUCUACAGUAGAGAAUGUGCCCAACCACCAACGCUAUGUAUCCCUGAUUCUAAGAAAAGAGCUAUAAUUGAUAAAUGUCACUUGAUGAACGAUCGUUCGUCACCAUUCCAUGGAGCAUGCAACCGUUAUUUUGAUCCUGCAAAUUUGAUCAGUAAUUGUAAAUAUGACGCAUGUCGCUGCACCGAUCCAAUGAAAUGUGUUUGUAACGCUUUUGCUGCUUACAGUAAACUUUGUGUUGAAUAUGGUGGUCUUAUUGACUGGAGAUUUAAGGGAACUUACUUAUAUCCAAAACUCAAGGAAUGUGAACAAACAUGUAGCAACAAAGGAGAAAUUUUCACCGAAUGCGGAUCUGCUUGUGCAAAAACAUGUCGUGAUAUAUCACGUGGUCUAAACUGCAGUGAAACCUGCAUUCCCGGAUGUCAUUGUCCCAAAGGAUCUUACUUGGAUGACAAGAAUCAUUGUGUUCCUGUGAAGAAAUGCCCAUGCUUCUUUGAAGGAAAGUAUUAUAAAGCUGGCGAAAAUGUCAAAGUUGGACGAUGUAAAACCUGUACAUGCAAUAUGGGAGCUAUGGCUUGUGUCGAAGACCGAGAUUGUUCCACUAAAGGUCCUUGUGAGUCUUUCCCAUGUAAAAAUGAUGGUGUUUGUAUCGAGAAAGGAAAUAAUUUUACUUGUAAUUGUACCAAAGAAUAUCAAGGAGAAACAUGUGAAGAGUUAAAACCAAAACCUUGCGACUCACGUCCUUGUAAGAACAAAGGUAUUUGUACAAAUAUGGGAGAUUCAUUCUCGUGUGAAUGUGCUGAUGGUUUUAAAGGAAAAACUUGUGGAGUUGGAGUUUGUGAUGAUUCUCCUUGUAAAAAUGGUGGCUCGUGUCUUGUUGAUGGCAAUUCAUACAAAUGUAUUUGUCUUCCUGACUUCAUCGGUAUUCACUGUGAAAAGGAGGUUCCCAAUCCUUGCAAGCCAAAUCCAUGCAAAAAUGGUGGACAAUGCAACGUAUUGGGCAACAUCCACACCUGUAAAUGCAAGCCUACGUUUGGUGGUGACAACUGCGAACAUUCUCAAACAACAUGUUCUGCGUCUGGUGAUCCUCAUUACACCUCGUUUGAUGGCAAAAGAUUUGAUUUCAUGGGAGAUUGUGAAUACGAGUUUGCAAAAGACUGCAGUAAAAACAAACUUUUUACUGUCCUUACAAAAAAUUUGCGUUGUGGACAGCGCGUGACCUGUACAGCGGCUGUUAAGAUUAUUAUAGCUGGAUACUUCAUUCAGCUGACACGUGAGCGUGGAACAGUAGUUGUAAAUGGAAUUAAGCUGACGAAAUUCCCAAUAAUCCGUCCAGGAUUCAAGAUCACCAAUCCCAGUUGGAGAUGGCUGAUUAUUACCGCAGAUAUUGGAAUGACAGUGAGUUGGAACUUCGGGUCGUACGUAAAAGUCACCGUUUCUGGAAAAUACAAGGGAAUGAUUUGCAACACAUCUUUAUGUGGCAACAACAAUGGUCGUCAAGACGACGACCAUCACUACAGUAGAAAAUGUGCUCCACCCCCAAUACCAUGCAUCCCUGAUUCUAAAAAGAAAGCUGUGAUUGAUAAAUGUCACUUGAUGAACGAUCGUUCGUCACCAUUCCACGGAGCAUGCAACCGUUAUUUUGAUCCUGCUAAUUUGAUCAGUAAUUGUAAAUAUGACGCAUGUCGCUGCACCGAUCCAAUGAAAUGUGUUUGUAACGCUUUUGCUGCUUACAGUAAACUUUGUGUUGAAUAUGGUGGUCUUAUUGACUGGAGAUUUAAGGGGACUUAUUUGUAUCCAAAACUCAAAGAAUGUGAACAAACAUGCAAGAACAAAGAGGAAAUUUUCACAGAAUGUGGAUCUGCAUGUGCAAAAACAUGUCGAGAUAUAUCACGUGGUUUAAAAUGCAGUGAAACCUGUAUUCCAGGAUGUCAUUGUCCCAAAGGAUCUUACUUGGACGACAAGAAUCAUUGUGUUCCUAUGAAGAACUGCUCAUGUUUCUUUGAAGGAAAGUAUUAUAAAGCAGGCGAAAAUCUCAAAGUUGGACGAUGUAAAACCUGUACGUGUAAUAUGGGAGCUAUGGCGUGUGUUGAGGAUCGAAACUGUUCUUCUAAAGGUCCUUGUGAGUCUUUCCCAUGUAAAAAUGAUGGUGCUUGUAUUGAGGAAGGAAAUAGUUUCACUUGUAUUUGUACCAAAGAAUAUCAAGGCAAAACAUGUGAAGAUUUAAGACCAACACCGUGUGACUCGAGUCCUUGUAAAAACAACGGUACUUGUACAAACAAAGGAGAUAACUUCACGUGUGAAUGUGCUGAUGGUUUUGAAGGCAAAACUUGUGAAGUUAUGAACGUUUGUGCCAAAGAACCAUGUAAGAAUGACGGUGUUUGUACAAGCAAUGGAUCUUCUUAUCAAUGUGAUUGUAAAUUUGGUUUCAUCGGAAACAAUUGCCAGGACAUAGAUGCUUGUGCUGAAGGACCAUGUAAAAAUGAUGGUAAUUGUACAAGUGUUGGAUCUUCUUAUAAAUGUAAAUGUAAAUCUGGUUUCAAUGGAAAGAAUUGUGAGGCCAUCACUAAAUCGGCCUGCGUAAACGCGAAUUGGUGGCUUUCUUUCAACAAACAAGGAUGGUCCACAUGUAAGACCACAGACACAUUUAUUACUGGUUUAUAUCGCAGCAGCUAUAUCAGUUAUGAUGGAAUUUUCCGUCUUGACGAAGCGAAAUGCUGCACAUCGGGGCCAAAAUAUACUGCACAGAAAGGUAUUUGUCAAAAUGCCGACUGGGGAACAUCUUUCGACACAGGAGGCAAAUGGAGUGUUUGUCCAAAGGGAUAUUUUCUAAAUGGUCUCUAUCGUUCAAGUGGUCACAAAUUACAAAAUAUAGAACAGGCAAAAUGCUGCAAGCCAGUCAAUCACCCCAACAAAUAUGGUAAUUGUCGUUAUCGUUUUAUCAGAUAUUCUUUUAAUAAGAAAGGUUGGACGACGUGUAAUGAUCAUGAAAAGGGGUUCUACCUCACUGGAUUCAGAAGAGAUUAUCAUGGACAUUGGCUUCACAACAUUGACUUUUUCAAAUGUUGUAAAAUGUGGACUGGUUGAGGCUCUUUGUUUCCACUCAAUCAAAAUGAACGUUUUCAUCGUAGAAGAAAAGUGUUUGCUGUAAUUAAGAUAGAAAGUAUUUGAUUAGUUAUUUGCUUAGUAUUUUGUUCAGUAAAAGUUUGAAGAAAAAAGGGAUGUGGUUAUUUUUAAUCUGUUAUGGCCACUGAUCUCACGAACUGUUUAAAACCUAGGUUUUAAUAAGGGCACUGAAUUGUUUCAUAACUCUUUGAAUAUAUGAAGGCAUUCGCAAUAA
Xenia sp. Carnegie-2017 is the source of this 5495-nucleotide messenger RNA. Its product is annotated as protein eyes shut homolog. The coding region runs from base 152 to 5242 and encodes 1696 amino acids. Lineage: Eukaryota; Metazoa; Cnidaria; Anthozoa; Malacalcyonacea; Xeniidae. The record is from RefSeq and is a predicted model, not a curated record. The transcript has 26 exons. Gene Ontology annotation, cellular component: extracellular matrix. Gene Ontology annotation, molecular function: calcium ion binding.